GAUGGCGGGUUUUUGACGUUUGAGCUAGUAAACACUAAACAAGAACGGAUGCAAAUUCCAGAAGUUUUGAUUUGGAAGUGAAACAAAAGGCGGAAACAUGUCAUCAGCGGUGGAUAAUGAAAAAAUUCUGCAGUUUUUACCCUUCAGUUCCGUUAUCUCUAGCUCAUUCUGGCACAAGUUGACUCAAAUGAAAAUUGAUGUUUAUGCUUUGAAUGACGAACCUGUUGAGAUCACUGGCUAUUAUACAAAUCAGUCUACAUCGUCAAGGCUUCCCGCCUGUUUAAACGUUGAUUACUCUUCUUUCGAAAAUCAUCAGGUUGCUGAUGCAGUGAGUACCAACGGAAUUCUAUGUCAGGGACUCCUACAGAACACAAACACCCUUGAGGCCUUCAAGGAAAUCAACAAACAAACUGCCAUUAACAAGUGUGGUGAACAAAUCUGGAAUGACAUUUUGAGUGGAGCAGCUCUGUCAAACCCUAGUCUCCUAACCCGUUUUCUCUUGCUCACAUUUGCAGAUUUAAAGAAAUAUCAGUUCUACUAUUGGUUUGCCUUUCCAACACUGGUUUUCCCGUCUAAAAUCCUCUUAAAUGACGAACCUAAAGAAGUGGACAAAGUUUUAACAAAAGAAGAGCUUCUUCAGUUCCAGCAGGCUUACGAUGAAUUCAAGUCCUCAUAUGGUCAGAGUGCUUUUGUGGUUGAGAAGAAUACUGAAUUAGGAUACAAAUGCCAUCCUUUGAAAGAACUGGCCAAUCUCAAAGAUAUUACGUGGAUUGGGUUUUGUGACCCGUCUUCCCUACCUACCAACCCCGGAUGGCCACUGCGAAAUCUUUUAGCUUUAUUAGCUCAUCACCAUAAAGAACGUCUCGUUGGCCUCUCUAUUCUCUGCUGGCGUGAUGGAGUGCGCGACGGACAACGCCGAGUUGGCUCUAGUCUCUUAAUAGAAAUCAAAGAUGUCGUCUAUCCUGGCGAGACCGAUUCCAUACCCAAAUGUCUCGGAUGGGAGAAGAACGAACGGGGCAAACUUGGAGCUCGAACGGUGAAUCUCAGCAAUUCCAUGGAUCCCGAACGCUUGGCCGAAUCAGCCGUCGAUCUCAAUUUGAAGUUGAUGAAAUGGCGUUUAUUACCGGAGCUCAACCUGGAUCUCAUCCAAAAUACCAAAUGCCUACUCCUCGGAGCUGGAACUCUUGGUUGUUAUGUCGCCAGAACGUUGAUGGCAUGGGGAGUCCGUCACAUUACAUUUAUCGAUAACGGACGAGUCUCAUAUUCCAAUCCGGUACGCCAAUCGCUUUUCAGUUUCGACAAUUGCCUCAACGGAGGUCAACCCAAAGCUGAAAGUGCUGCAAAUACUCUACGUAAAAUCUUCCCUGGAAUGAUCAGUCGAGGGAUCGAUUUGCGCAUUCCGAUGCCUGGCCAUUACGUCACAGAUGCCGAAGAAGUUGAGAAGGACGUCCAGAUGUUGGCGGACGCAAUCGAUGAGCACGACGUCGUCUUCCUGUUGACUGACACGCGAGAAAGUCGUUGGCUGCCUUCCAUGUUGUCUGCUUAUCGCGGAAAGCUGGCCAUCAAUGCCGCCUUGGGCUUUGACACGUAUUUGGUUAUGCGUCACGGACAAAGAGAGCCGUGGAAUCCCGGUCAAGUUCAAUCUGAAAAAUCGAAAGGCGUCAUGCGGGGAGCUCUGGCUGGUCGCCAGCUGGGCUGUUAUUUCUGCAAUGACGUUGUCGCUCCUGGCAAUUCGACCAAAGAUCGGACCCUUGAUCAACAAUGUACCGUCACGCGACCCGGCAUUUCUCUGAUCGCCUCCGGAUUGGCUGUCGAAUUGAUGGUCUCUGUUCUCCAACAUCCUCAAGGGGGAAACGCGUCGGCUGAGAUUUCCACCGAUGCCAUGACAACCGUCCAGCAACACCAGCAACAAGAGUUGGAAAAGAAGGAAGCGAUUAAUAGCAGCCCGCUCGGUGUCGUACCUCACUCGAUUCGAGGUUUUCUCCACCGACACCAGCAAGUGCUUCCGGCGACGGAAGCAUUUUUCAAUUGCACGGCUUGUUCACCGCUCGUCAUCCAGCGCUACGCCGAAAAAGGCUACGCCUUUUUAGCCGAGGUUUUCAAUGAUUCCGAUAUCCUGGAACAGGUGUCCGGAUUAGCCGAUCUUCACAAGGACAUUGCUACCAUCGAGGAUUGGGAUUAUCCGGAAGAGUCUGAAGGAUCAACAGAUUAGAUUAGCAAAUAUGAAAUUUAUUCACACAUUGUAUUCCUCGCUAGAACUGAAUGUCAUCACAAUGUCGUAACGAGAUGUCAAGGAAAAUGUCUCUCUAUCGAAAUUAAAUCGAAAAAUACAAAGCAAAAAAGAAAUAUUAUAAUUGAUAGGAAUUCCAACAGAAGAGA
This is a messenger RNA of Daphnia pulicaria, 2379 nucleotides long. RefSeq names its product ubiquitin-like modifier-activating enzyme ATG7 (gene Atg7). The transcript has 10 exons. Gene Ontology annotation, biological process: C-terminal protein lipidation; protein modification by small protein conjugation; autophagy of mitochondrion. Gene Ontology annotation, cellular component: phagophore assembly site; cytoplasm. The record is from RefSeq and is a predicted model, not a curated record. Gene Ontology annotation, molecular function: Atg8 activating enzyme activity; Atg12 activating enzyme activity. NCBI's taxonomy places the organism in Eukaryota, Metazoa, Arthropoda, Branchiopoda, Diplostraca, Daphniidae. Bases 98 to 2212 code for a protein of 704 amino acids.